Gaeumannomyces tritici R3-111a-1 is the source of this 1902-nucleotide messenger RNA. RefSeq lists its product as hypothetical. Bases 1 to 1902 code for a protein of 633 amino acids. NCBI's taxonomy places the organism in Eukaryota, Fungi, Ascomycota, Sordariomycetes, Magnaporthales, Magnaporthaceae. The record is from RefSeq and is a predicted model, not a curated record. The transcript has 3 exons.
AUGGAAGAGGUAGGCACCAGCCACUCCGUUGGGAAAGCAUCGGACCUCUCACCAAGGCUCCGGCGCCAGCCAGCUCCAAGCGGUGGAGCUGCCGAGGCCGUGAAGGCGCUCACAAGCCGGCCUACCAACCAGAGCAUUUUCAGCGCUGCCAUGCCUGCUCCCGGAACCCGCUCGGCCCAAAACAUAUCUUCUUCAGCGCCCCAGUACCCGAGCGGCCUCGAGCUUGACGAGGCUGAUUCGUACGAGGCCAUCGAGAGCUCCUUGGUCUAUGUCGACAGAAUCGUUACCCCUCAGCCUCUGGAACCCUACCAGUUCUUUUUUGGAAGCCCUUUCGGAUCAUUCGAGUCCCUGACCUUGCGGGGAGGCGAUGGCAAGCCUCGGGCCAGCUCUGCCCCCUGGGCUACGGGGCUUAUGGGUGGAGGGCAGUGCGACACGGCUGUGGACGAGGGCUCAGCGGAUCAGUGCCUCCAAGCUGUCCGCAGUGCAUCGUCAUCAUACCCGUCCGAGGGCCUGCGUGUCUCCCCAGAGCUACCCAGCCCGCCGUCGGCUUCGAUGCGGAAUCGCUGGUUCUCAUCGCUGACACGCUUUGGCAAGCCCGGUGGCCAUCUGUCGUCACUCUUCCGGUCGUCGUCUUCAUCUGCUGCUUGCCGCCCAGGCCGUGAGGGCACAUCUUCAGACGAAUGCGCUCGAGCUGAGACCGAUACUGUCACCACGGUCGAGAGCUUGCAAGAUGGCCCACAUGGUGUGCCUCUCGAAAAGGUGCAGGCUCGGCACCAACACGAGACACAGCAAAUCGAGUCACCAGAACCGGGACAGGAAACACCAUGCCCAACUGCAGCCAAGGACGUAUUCACGGUUUCGCUGCGGGAGCGGCCAACGCCCAGCAUCCGCGACAGUGUCUUUGAUGGACUAGAAGAUGCCAUCAGCGUGUCCGGCUCAAGUCUGUUGACAUUAUCAGAUAUUUCCUUUGCCUCGAUCCGUUGCAAUCCGCGACAGUCGGACGACCCCAUGGCAGACGAGCCCAUGGCCCUAGCUAGAUACCGCCGAAAGACACACAGGGAGACAUCGCCCGACUUGGACACCACGAGAACCACGCUAUGGAGGCAGAUGAUGGGUAAAGAGAGGGUCCCCUGGUACCGGCGCUGGAGCCGUCGGUUCAAGGACGCCCAGCGCCCCGUGUCCCAGACUCGCGAUGGGCCCCGCCCCAAGGGCGAUCAAAUCUCAACGGCUGUGCCGGCAAAGACUCGACGCCCACUAAGCAGCACCCGCAAUUCUGGCGAGCAGGUCCAGCAACCGCUUAUCUCCGAGGCCUCGUCUGAGCACGCGGCUUCAAUCGAAGAAGAGCAACAGACGAGUGAAGGAGGACAGGCCCCUUCGGAGAGCCUUUCGGUCGUCAACGAAUGCCCCGAGGAUGUGGCUGAGCCCACGCAAGCAGAUUCCCACACGACAGAGAGCCCGGGCUUGCCACAGGAUAACCUGCCAGACACUCAAAGCCAACCUGAGCUGCCCGCCGAAGCCGAGACCCUAUCAUUGAGUCCCACGAUGGUCCCUGUAGAGACCUUGAUAGAGACUCAGGCGCACGACGGAGAGGAUACAGAGGCCCGGCCUCUUCCAGAACCCCUGUACACCCUGGAGGAUGUCAUUCAGAGUCUUUCCCAGACCCCAGCACGCGCUGAGCGACAUUCAAGCCCACAGGGAGAGCCUCGGACGAUAUCCAGGCAGGAGGUUCCAGAACAGCAGGAUGGAGAGGCCCAAGGCCAGACCACAGUCGAUAGCGGCCCAGACGACAGGUCUUACUCGGAGGACGUGAGCGACUCUGCUUCAGGGGCCACCAUGUGCCAAGGAUUUGGGAUUUCUGACGAGGAUCCUGAAAUUGCAUCCGACUACGCACUGGCAGCGUAG